Molecule: messenger RNA, 1179 nt
Organism: Lingula anatina
Lineage: Eukaryota; Metazoa; Brachiopoda; Lingulata; Lingulida; Lingulidae
Source: RefSeq, a predicted model, not a curated record
AACAGCUUGCAUAUACACAAUGCAAUUUAAUGCAGGAAGAUAUUGGUUUCAAGUGAAUGAAGUAUUCUGCUGAUGAGAUUUGCAUGUUGUGGAUAUUUCUCUCCAUUAUGUGGUAUUUAAAGUAAGAUCUGUUCAUUUUAUGGAGAUAUAGAACAGCACUGAGAUGGUUGCUUUGGUUUAGGAAGCAGAAGCUCAUCAUGGGAAAGACAGAAGAAGCAGCUGCAAGAGUCCAUGUGGAAAGAGAUAAGCUUGAAGCACAGUACAAACAAUAUAAAACAUUGAUAAAUGAAUUGUCACAGCAUUACCAGACAGCAAAAUGUGGUGCCUUUCUGGACAGAUACGAAAAACUAAAGGACAUGAUUAAAGCCUGCUAUGAAGGUUUUGAAAAGGUGAAACAAGAAAAUAUCCGAGCUGCCACCAGGAGUGGGGGUUUAAUGGGAGCAGCCAUGGCACUAGCUGAAACAGAACGCCAAGUGGAAGAGAGAGAAAUACUGAUUUUAAAAUACAAAGAAAACUCCAAAGAAGAGGUACGAGCACUCACUGAAAAAAUGGAAUCUCAAGUUAAGGAUUAUCGAAAGAAAGUAUUGCAUAUUAAGAAGCUGAUUGAAACCAUGCAUGAGAACUAUGAGGCAUCCAAGAGCCAGUUUCCUAAGCAGAGAUACGAGACCAUGAAAAACAUAGCUAAAAGUGUGUUCAGUGAUCCAAAUAUUUGACAGAAGUACCAAAUUUGCAUUUCUUUGUCAGAAGGGAUCUGUUUUAUAUAAUAUGUCAACACAAAAACAAGCAAAAAAUGUCAAUGUAUAAAUAUGUAUAUAUAUAUAUUUAUGUACAACAACCUUUCUUUCAGAUGAAUGUUGUCCUGAAGCUUUCCAUUCAACUAACAAUUUUGAGAGGAUAUCAAUUAUUAAGAUGUCAACCAUCUCUCAAGAUCAUUAGGUGAUAGUGUUUAAUGUGAUCGCUUUUAGAAGGAGGUCUGUCACAAAUUGUUUUUCUCUCAAUUGUGAUGUAGACUUCACUCAAACUGAAUACAAAAUGUACAUUUUUUUUAUUCAUGCUGACAUGUGAAUUAAGGCACUGGUAUGUAUGAAGGACAAAUUAAGGAUAUGCAGUAUAAAAGGUCAAGUUUGAAGUGGCAACUUUCAAUUUUCCAGUUGAUAUAAAAGGAAAUAAUGAAAAAAA